GCAAUCGUUCCCAUUCUUAUUGUUGAAUAGUUCAUUGCUCUAGGUUAGAACUUGGGUUUAACGUUGACAAAGGAAGAAAUGAGUAGGAUCCACCCACGGUCUAAUACUAUCUUUCUUCAACCAUCCCCACUGAUAGUACAAGAGUUACCGUUGGUGUAUGAAUCAACGGCAAAGAAACAGCCUCCGGUGAUUACAGUUCCUACAUUUUAUCACGACGGAAGAAUAAUGCACUUGAAUUUUUACUUUUUGAUCCGUCCAUAAUUAGACUUGAGGUAUUAGUACGGGCCCACGGGCCACAUGUCUUGAUAGUCGGAGGUUUUAUCUCCGACCUUGCACCUACAACCUAUUCGCCUGUCUCCAAUGUCUAGGAUUUCCAAGAAAUUUUGACAAUCUAGGAAUCACAUUUCAAAGGUGGCACUACCGAGUUGUUUAAUCGCAACAUUGAAGUGGUGAAUGUAGCUUUUUGUACAACAUACAAAGAGAAGCCGCAAUGGUACGAAUAGUAUGCCUUUUGGAAAUACUUAGUGGGAUGUCUUUCAAACAUUUUGCGAAAGAAGUCUCAACCAUAAGGUCAUUUUACUCUAACAAACAUGUAUGUUCGAUAAUCAUUAUGCUUUUUAUACGUUUGAUCAAGUAACGCACAUUAUGGUACAAGAAAGAUUCUUUAUUGAUUUUGAAUGUUGAUUUUAGUGUCUCCAAAUAUGUUUGAAAAAAUUAUUUCUAGCACCAGUACACAUUUGAGCUUUAAAUAAUAGUUCAUAAAUUUUGCAUGAUCAUUGUCAGUCUUUUCUAGAGCUCUUCGAAGAAUCAUUUCAGAUCAGUGAGAUAUUGCUUCGAAUAGCUUUCUGUUGUUUGGAAGUAGGGUGUGGAGCUAACCCACGGCAAAGUGAAGUUUUCAUCUCCAAGAUACGUUUCAGUCCGAAAGCAUACAUAAGUUUUCAGAAAGAUGACUAUAGGUGAUAAAGAAUCUAAAAUCAAUAUUGCACUCGAAACUUGUAUGAAUUUUUGCCCAAUGUAAGUCUUGAGUUUAAAACAAAUGUAAAAGCACAUCGUACAACCCAAAAGGCCCCAAUCUCGCUAACUGUACGAAAGAAGAGAUUUAAAUACAAUAUUGUAGUAUCCAACGUAGUCAACAUUUCGGAACAAAGUUUUUUUUCCGUUUCACAAUUUGACUUUUUUGUGCAAUGUUGAAAAAGUCAACAAAAAACGAAUAGAACGAUGUCCACAGAGCUUGAACGGCCCUCGUAUUUUGAUUUAUGAUGAAGGACUUCUCCAAAAUUGAACAUACUUGGCCUACGAGUAUAGUAUUUUGCAUCUUUGAUAUUUCUUUUGAAAAAAAGCCAACUUUAGCGUGAAAAACAUGAAUUGGCAAUCAAAAAUACUUACCCUGUACUAAAACAAUCGUAGAAAAGGCCUCAAAUUGAUGGAAAUAAUGACAAAAAGAAGCAUUUUCAACAUUUUACUUUAGAUUUUGGGUGUAAUACCUUUGAGUCGGAUAAAUCUGUAUUCUGAAAUACAGUUCUGAUCAUUCAUCACCUUCUUCCUUGUCCAAUGUGAGCGACGUCCUUGAUAGGUACAAGCCGGGGCAACAUCUGAAGUUGUUCUGCGAGGGAGUCAGAGCCUCCCAAAUCUUACUGAGGCUGACGCAAAAAUGCGUAGGUUGUGCCUAGCCUGACCCGACGCAUCUAUUCACAAAGGAAUUACUACUAACCACAGGUUGAUUCUAACGAUUCAGUUAAAAAAGCACAACCUCUCUACCAAGAACUCUUGUCGAACGUCAAACUUCGAAAUGAUCCAUCUGGUGUUGCUGGCAACUUUAGUUACCGUUGCAAAAGCAGCUCCUUAUUACGAUCCCUACUACGACCCAUAUGGCUAUGGUUAUGCUCCCUUCUACGGGUACGAACAACAAUAUCCAAACUACCCAGCCAAUCCUUAUCCACCUCCAGCCUAUCCUGAACCCUAUGCAGCGGCGUACCCUGGACAGUACCCAGCUUAUCCCAACAGUUAUGUAGGCGGUUACCCAAAUUAUCCUCAACCACAACACUCCUAUUACCCUUAUAAUGGCUACCCACAACAAGCCAACCAAUCGCCACAGGCCAACUUGUACGGUAAUAGGGUGGUAAGUGCCAAUAAAGGCCAAAAUCGAGGCGAUGCCAACCAAGGUGGCUUGGUUGAUUUCGAUCCCAAGACGGUGAUGAACGAUGCCCGAAAGUACGCCCAAAGUACUCGAGCUGUGGCGGAUCUCGUGGAUAAUGUGGGUAAUACCGCCACUCAAAACAAGGCCAUCGGCGGUUUGGCCUCUCUAUUUGGAGGAGCUGCCAAUGCGGGAGGUCAAGGCAUUGGGACCACCCUUAAUGGAAUUAGUUCGGUCAUUCGGAGUUCUGCUAGUUUGAUGGAACAAGGCACUGGCACCAUGAUCCAAAUUCGAGACCAAUUGUCCUCUUUGGGUACUUAGGAGCGCCAUGAAGCAAUGUGUCCUCUCAACGUUUGAUUAAUAAAUUAUUUUUGAGCAUUGUCUAAUGGAACAUUGUGUCUACCCACAUCAUUAAUCUUAGUUUCUGUUUUCCAACGACAACGAUGAAUUUAUUGGUGGAAGUAUAUACUCCACGGGUUCCUUCCCUAUAUCGAUAUAUUUCUCUACCAAUGAACAUGUACAUUCACACCAAGCUGAUAAAAUAAACCAAUGUAGUAACGUUUUUCUGUCAAAUU
Tigriopus californicus is the source of this 2709-nucleotide messenger RNA. RefSeq lists its product as uncharacterized. Lineage: Eukaryota; Metazoa; Arthropoda; Copepoda; Harpacticoida; Harpacticidae. The transcript is spliced from 3 exons. The record is from RefSeq and is a predicted model, not a curated record. The coding region runs from base 1790 to 2455 and encodes 221 amino acids.